Molecule: messenger RNA, 231 nt
Organism: Pelobates cultripes (western spadefoot toad)
Lineage: Eukaryota; Metazoa; Chordata; Amphibia; Anura; Pelobatidae
Source: the annotation of a GenBank genome assembly
AUGUUGCACCAUCUUGUGGAUAUCGAAGAAACUCUCUACCGAUGCAAUCAUGUGGAUCUGCGAGUGGCUGAGAAGCCCAAUUCUCAAUAUCCAGGUGACAAGCCAGACACACCUGGUAUUCCAAGGACACACUCACAUGCCGACAGUGAAGAAGAAGUGAUACCACAGACUAGUACUAAUGACAGCCCUGAGCAAGCAGGACCUGACAGCAGUCAAGUUCAAAGCAUGCCA